ACUGGCCGCCCGCGAGCUAGGGAUUCGAGAUGGAUUUUGGGGAAUUGGGGUCGCCGGAUUGGGGGGAGAGAGAGACGAGACGAGAUGAGCAGUUGGCAGUUGGGCGCGGGGAUGGAUGGGAGGGGGAGGAAGGGGAUGAGGUGGGACCCAGCUGUAAGUGGCGGAAGCAGCACGGCACAAAGCGCGUGAGUUUUGAAUGCUGCGACUCUCGUGGUAGGAAGUUCUUGGGCCGGUGGGCCGUUACAGGCUUACAGCAAUCGGUUACAUACCAAGAAGGAAAAAGUAUACUUAAGGUCCCUCAACUAGUCAUCGGGAUAAAAAACGUUCUCGAACCACAAAACCAGAUAUGCGGGGCCCUUAACUAUACAAAACGGGUCACCCGAGAUCCUUCGGUGGUUUUGACCCCGAUUUUAGUCUACGUGACGACUGAGUCAGCAUGGACCCCACAUGUCAGCUGGCCACGUCAUCACCCUCUCUCCUCCUCACCCUUUCUCCUCUCUCUCUCACUGUCUCACACUCUUCUCGUUUGGGUAGGCAGCUGGGGAGGAUGUCGGAGGGCUGUUGCCUUCAACGGGGCUAGGUGGGACGAGGGCGUCGGCGGCCGGCGACGGGCGACACGACGGCGGCGGCUGGCAACUGGCGACGCACCGCCGUUGCAGAGGCCGCAGGAGCGGAGGUGGGCCGCCGUCGAGGGAGGAGGUAGGCAAGCAAGGGGGGCGGGGAGGCCGGCGAUGACCUCCUCACCGGCUGCGAGGGGGAGCAAGGCGUCGGCGGCAACGAGGCGGUUCUUAGCCGCGGCCAGCUCGACCCGUAGUCUCUCAAGCUCCUCGCCGAGCGGCAUGGAGGGACGACACGGCGGCGGCAAGCCAGUCGCAUCGUCGGGUUUGAUUUCCGACAGCAAAUUUCCCUGCGCAAACAUCAGAUCGGGAUGGCUGCGGCGAUCAGGAUGCAUGAUUCGGAAGAAGGUCACUACAGUUUUCACUCAAUUUUGUCCAGGAACGUGUCGCCGCGAGCGUCGUGGUGUGCGGAGAAGGAGAACAGCGGGCAGCGUGACGCGGCGGCGAGGACGACGACGCCCAAGCCCGCUCUUUGCGCGGAGAAGGAGAGCUACCGUCUGGGCAGAGAGCUACCGUCUAGAUUUUUUUUAUGUUUGCGUGUGAUCAAGGCUAGACAAAGAGCUAGAUGGUAGCUCUCUGCCUAGGGCCCAACCUCAGCGCCAAGAAAAAUGGUGUUGAGACUUAAGACCUCGGCGCCAAAUCAAGUGGCGCCGAGCUCUGUAACUUAACCGUGUGCUUGCGGCCGACCCAACAUCCCUUUUGUGUUGGCCGUCAACUUGGCGCUGAGCCUACAAACGUCAGUGCCAGGAGUAAUGGCGCUGAGGUCCUCAAUGCCAAGGCAACGCCCAACAUAGGAGCUAUGUUGGGCGGGCAGGCCUCGCGCGGCUGUUGACAGAAAAUACGAGGCCUGGGAGAUCUGCUUAACUCCAGUGCAGGUCCAAAGCUCGCCUUCGGAUGUAUGAGCGUGCCAUUUGAUUUGAUAUUGCAAUCAACAAGAAAUAGAACAAAGAAACCACAAUUAAUCCUAUAAAUGAUAACCGAUCGGCUAGGUGCCGAUGACACAU
Molecule: messenger RNA, 1621 nt
Organism: Oryza sativa Japonica Group (Japanese rice)
Lineage: Eukaryota; Viridiplantae; Streptophyta; Magnoliopsida; Poales; Poaceae
Source: RefSeq, a predicted model, not a curated record